This is a messenger RNA of Rana temporaria (common frog), 1839 nucleotides long. RefSeq names its product zinc finger protein 551-like. NCBI's taxonomy places the organism in Eukaryota, Metazoa, Chordata, Amphibia, Anura, Ranidae. The record is from RefSeq and is a predicted model, not a curated record. Gene Ontology annotation, molecular function: RNA polymerase II cis-regulatory region sequence-specific DNA binding; DNA-binding transcription factor activity, RNA polymerase II-specific. Gene Ontology annotation, biological process: central nervous system development; regulation of transcription by RNA polymerase II. Gene Ontology annotation, cellular component: nucleus. Bases 213 to 1466 code for a protein of 417 amino acids. The transcript has a single exon.
UAAAACUCCAGUUAUUUGUCAUCUACUGAGAUUUUUUAUAAUUUUUUUCCUUCUUUCCAACAGAUGGAUGUGAUGUGAGGAAUUCCUCGGAGAGACAUCUUCUAGUAUCUGCUGAUUGUAAGUCAGAAGAUAAUGUCAUCACACAGGAUCCUCCAGGAGGAAAUCCAAAUACACAAAAUAUAAAUCACAGACCUUCCUGUCCGGAGACAUCAAUGGAUCCCUCUGAUCAGGGGGAAUCUUCUCAUCAAUCACAUACUAUGAUUGUAAAUAUCCAUAUAAGAUCUCAAACUGCAGAUAGAUCAACAGAUCCUUCUAAUCCCGAGGAAUCUUCCUCACCCCAUGAAGGAGAUCACCGAGGUGACCAUCUAUUCUCAUGUUCAGUGUGCGGGAAAUCUUUCACUCGGAAAGGAGCACUUGCUGAACACCAGAAAAUUCACACAGGUGAACGUCCUUAUUCAUGUUCAGAGUGCGGGAAAUCUUUCAGUUAUAAAGGAAAACUUAUUCGGCACCAGAGAAUUCACACGAGUGAGCGUCCUUUCCCUUGUUCAGAGUGCGGGAAAUCUUUCACUCAAAAAGCUCAUCUUGUUACACAUCAGAGAAUUCACACAGGAGACCGUCCUUUUUCAUGUUCAGAGUGCGGGAAAUGUUUCACUCAGAAGGGAGAACUUGCUGAACACCAGAGAAUUCACACGAGUGAACGACCAUAUUCAUGUUCAGAUUGCGGAAAAUCUUUUACUCAGAAAGAAGCACUUGCUGAACACCAGAAAAUUCACACAGGUGAACGUCCUUAUUCAUGUUCAGAGUGCAGGAAAUCUUUCAAUCGUAAAGAAAAACUUAUUCGGCACCAGAGAAUUCACACGAGAGAGCGUCCUUUCCCUUGUUCAGAGUGCGAGAAAUCUUUCACUCAAAAAGCUCAUCUUGUUACACAUCAGAGAAUUCACACAGGAGACCGUCCUUAUUCAUGUUCAGAGUGCGGGAAAUCUUUCACUGGCAAAGGAGACCUUGUUAAUCAUUUUAGAAUUCAUACAGGCGAGCGUCCUUAUUCAUGUUUAGAGUGUGGGAAAUCUUUUGCUGAAAAAGGAACCCUUGUUAGACAUAAAAAAAGAAUUCACACCAGCGAGCGUCCUUAUUCAUGUUCAGAAUGCGGGAAAUCUUUCAAUGAUAAAGGAGUCCUUGUUAAUCAUCAGAUAAUUCACACAGGUGAGCAUCCUUAUUCAUGUUCAGAGUGCGGGAAAUCUUUCACUGGCAAAAGAAACCUUGUUACACAUCAGAGAAUUCACACAGGUGAGCGUCCUUAUUCAUGUUCAGAGUGCGGGAAAUCUUUCACUGGCAAAGUACUCCUUGUUAAUCAUCUUAGAAUUCAUACAGGCGAGCGUCCUUAUUCAUGUUUAGAGUGCGGGAAAUCUUUCGCUGAAAAAGGAACCCUUGUUAGACAUCAGAGAAUUCACACAGGUGAGCAUCCAUAAUCAUGUUCAGAGUGCGGCAAAUCUUUCACUAGGAAAGGAAACCUUUUGCAACACCAGAGAAUUGACAUGAGUGAGCUUCCUUAUUGAUGUUGUAGAUCAGGGAUCUCCAGACUUCGGCCCUCCAGCUGUUGCAGAACUACACGUCCCAUGAGGCAUUGUAAUACUCUGACAUUCACAGACAUGACUAGGCAUGGUGGGAAUUGUAGUUCCUGAACAUCUGGAGGGUCAUAGUAUGAAGAGCUCUGUUGUAGACGAGUCAGCCUGGUGCAGAUUUAGGAGCGAGUUAAUAGUAGAGGGUGGGGACUUGUUUAUUAACCACUUCAGCCCCGGACCAUUUUGCUGGUCAAUGACCGGGCCACUUUUUGCGAUUCGG